Guyanagaster necrorhizus is the source of this 762-nucleotide messenger RNA. RefSeq lists its product as uncharacterized. The transcript is spliced from 3 exons. The coding region runs from base 93 to 725 and encodes 210 amino acids. The record is from RefSeq and is a predicted model, not a curated record. Lineage: Eukaryota; Fungi; Basidiomycota; Agaricomycetes; Agaricales; Physalacriaceae.
CAAGGUCUUCGAACGCUAUCUCCUUUAGCUACACCCAUUGCGCCUCCAUAUUGAUCGGACUAUCUCUUAACAACUGACCACUAUCAUCUUGGAUGGCUCAAUGUUCAGCCUCGGAGAACUCUGUUGCUAUGCGGCAAUACUCUAUUCGACCCGAAUCUCGACAUACUUUCGAGGUUCUCCAGCAGUUGCCCCACUACACGCCCUCGACUGAGUGUGCGUCGUUACCACCAGUGACUGCUACCAUGCUCGCAUCCACCUCUGGGGAUGCGAAUCCUUUGUCUACGGCUGCUGCGCCACUGCUCCUUGUGCACUCCAAUAUGCUGUAUCGCCCAUCAGGCGUCAUCACGCUGCCUGAAGGUACUCCGGCAUCGGACACCUGCACCCAGCGACGUUCUCGGACCCUCCUUCACCCCCACGCUCGAUCGCCCCACCUACAACGUCUUAGAGCAAGAACUUGCUUGUCGAUGGCAAUUAAGAUCUAUGGGUGUCAACGACCAAUCUCGUGGCUCGGCUCCCCCUGCUUAUGCCCACGAAAUGACUGUUUCCAUGCAUCUACCACUGGUAUCUCCCUGCUGACCUGCGAGCAAACAGCUUCCAGUAGCACCGGCCAGUAUACAAGUACCAAGCCUAGUGAUUUUACCACGGAGAGUGAUACCGACGAUCUACGUGCCUUGGGUGAAGACGAUUUCGAAUCUGUGUAUCACGGAAUGAACAGUAGUAGAUGAUAAUUCCUUCUUUGUUACAGUAUCAAACAUUAGUCAG